Saccostrea cuccullata (small rock oyster) is the source of this 1311-nucleotide messenger RNA. RefSeq lists its product as uncharacterized. The annotation marks the transcript as partial. Lineage: Eukaryota; Metazoa; Mollusca; Bivalvia; Ostreida; Ostreidae. The transcript has 5 exons. The record is from RefSeq and is a predicted model, not a curated record.
GAAGCACAUAAUGCAAAAUACAUCAAUUUCCUGAUUGUGCUACUUUUGAUUCUAAAUGAGCAGUGCACAAUGCAAUAUACAGCAGUACACAAUGCAAUAUACAGCAAUUUCCAAAUUUCACCUGCACCGUCCGCCCCCUUCAUCACCUGCCAAGGUCAAAUCCCACAUUACUGUUAUUUUCCUGAUCCAGACAGACCACUAUUUCCUAUUGACUAAUUCCAGUGAGGCACCGAAAUAGGCGGGACGCUUUCAUAAGGUUCUGAUCUAUGACCUUUAAUUUGCACGUGUGCUUGGGAUAUAGAGGCGGUAAUUACAACGUUUAUUCAUUUGAUACUUUAGCAACAGUGUUGAAAACAGUGUAAGGAAAUCAUUACGUUAUUUGUUGAAUUUUCAUUAUACUUACAGUGAAAGAGAACAUCUGAUUUUAAAAGGACAGAAUCCAAAGUGAAAUCAGUGAUAUUAAGAGAACUAUAACAUUUGACUGAUACCUCUGAGGAAACAUAGACAUAUUUCUGAUAAAACAUUUGAUUUCAUUAUGAAGUGCUCUCCACUUUGUCAGUGUUUGGUAGUUGUGAUACUAUUCUGCUUGACCCUGCAGCGGUUGGUUUCUGGGAAUACGACUGACCAGGACCCAGAAACUUCUACAAUGUCAACACCCCUGACCAGAGAACACAUUUCUAGAAUGCAUCAAAGAUCACGUGCUUACAGGAGACAAGAGAUCAGAGCAAAGGUUCUGGAGUUCCUUGGUUGGACAUCCAUUCCUCAGAUCCGCCCCCGAGAUAGAGCGAUCAUCAACAGCACUCUAGCUAAUAUUUCUUCAAUAAGGAUCACCGAACGGCAAUGCUUUUCUGCAUCUUGUGAAUUACCCAAUAGAAUAGACGAGGACCUGUGGACUGAUUCGAGCACCGGAAGCCUCCGACUUAUGUUCGAUGUGAUUCCCUCUGAGAGUUGGACAAACGCAGAAAUUGUUAAUGCAUCUUUAAUGUUACAUUUAAAAGAAAGACCCUUGUGUAACUGUGAAGAUGACAAUAGAACAGAAAGAAUAUCAAUAAAGGUUCUACAGUACCUCAAACCUUUAAGACGCCGAAAUAGAUCUAGAGGAGGGAGGGCAAACCGACGAAGUACUGUCCGUCAAAGAAUACUCUGGACAUCAAUAGUAAACUGGACACCGAACACGUGGGUCGCCAUACCCGUCCAGCAGGCAGCAGACGAUUGGAUUGUAGCAAAUAAACGCAACCACGGCUUCGAAGUUAUGGUGAAUGAUCAGUUUAACCUACCAAUAAAUGCAAGCAGCGUGUUCUCAAGUAUAGA